Molecule: messenger RNA, 916 nt
Organism: Phodopus roborovskii (desert hamster)
Lineage: Eukaryota; Metazoa; Chordata; Mammalia; Rodentia; Cricetidae
Gene: Pi15
Product: peptidase inhibitor 15
Exons: 5
Coding region: 16-792 (258 amino acids)
Cellular component (GO): extracellular region
Source: RefSeq, a predicted model, not a curated record
ACUCCACCCUUCAACAUGAUUACAGUUUCUGCAAUCAGCCUUGCGAUUCUUUUGUCCCUUUUCUGUGAAGCAAGUACUGUCGUCUUACUCAACUCCACUGACUCAUCUCCGCCAACCAAUAGUUUCACUGAUAGCGAAGCAGCCCUCAGCUUGCCACUGCAGUCUGCGGACAUCCCCAAAGCCAGGCGGAAGCGCUACAUUUCCCAGAAUGACAUGAUCGCCAUUCUUGAUUACCAUAAUCAAGUUCGGGGCAAAGUGUUCCCACCAGCAGCAAACAUGGAAUACAUGGUCUGGGAUGAAAAUCUUGCAAAAUCUGCUGAGGCAUGGGCAGCCACUUGCAUUUGGGACCAUGGACCAUCUUAUUUGCUAAGGUUUUUGGGUCAAAAUCUAUCUGUACGAACUGGAAGAUAUCGUUCGAUUCUCCAGUUGGUCAAGCCAUGGUAUGACGAAGUGAAAGAUUACGCCUUUCCUUACCCACAGGAUUGCAAUCCUCGGUGUCCUAUGCGAUGCUUUGGUCCCAUGUGCACUCAUUAUACACAGAUGGUUUGGGCCACGUCUAAUCGAAUAGGAUGUGCAAUUCAUACUUGCCAAAACAUGAAUGUCUGGGGGGCUGUGUGGCGACGUGCAGUGUACUUGGUCUGCAACUAUGCUCCAAAGGGUAACUGGAUUGGCGAAGCACCGUACAAAGUAGGAGUGCCCUGUUCAUCGUGUCCCCCGAGUUAUGGGGGAGCCUGUACUGACAAUCUGUGCUUUCCGGGAGUAACGUCAAACUAUCUGUACUGGUUUAAAUAAGUGUAUCCAUUUGUUUUCUCCCGGGGAGACACAUUGGUUUUUGGACUCAUAAGCAUAUAUGUAUAUUGAAGUUUGGAUAUAUUAUACAUAUUUUAUUAUUAUCCUGCCUUCAUUUUAGUGCUCA